This is a messenger RNA of Ceratina calcarata, 1193 nucleotides long. RefSeq names its product G-protein coupled receptor Mth2-like. The transcript has a single exon. Lineage: Eukaryota; Metazoa; Arthropoda; Insecta; Hymenoptera; Apidae. Bases 315 to 1163 code for a protein of 282 amino acids. The record is from RefSeq and is a predicted model, not a curated record.
AGUUUAGAUAUCAAACCACACUUCAGCUCGUUUCGUUCCAUCUCGAAUAAUUUUUUUCAACCUCUGAAUCUUAUGCGACCUUUUGAAAGAAUGUCAUCAGUGGAGGAAAGAAAUAAAGUAGGAGUGGUUAAGGAAAAGGAGGAAGAUAUCGUUUCUUUUUAUGGGUCAGUCCGUUCGCUGGAGGGAAAAGGAAACGGUGACGUAUAAACAUCGUCUACCGUUGAGCUGUUUCCGUAUACCGUGAUAAUUUCUGUGGUUUCAGCUAUUGAUUGUGAAGGAAUUUUUAGUUGUUCGGCGAAACUCGAUGGUUCAAGAUGUCUGGCAACGAUACGUUGAAGUUCCUCGGGAUCGGUUUGCUCCUGGUGAUACACGCGAUUCAGUGUACAAACGAGUCCCAGUCAGAUGAACAGUCAAUUUCUUCAAUUCUCCCUCCGGCUGAGGACGCGAAGAAAAAUAUUACCGAUUUUAGAAGCAAUCUCUCUCUGUGUUGUCCAUAUGGGGAUCGUUUGAUGAACGGUGAAUGCGUGCCGGUGAACGCGACCCUCCGUUUGCCACCCCUCUACAGCGCCAAUGAUCUAAAGUUGAUCGAUGGAACACCAGAUCCUUGGCGUUACUUUCAUCUCAUCGUCCAGAAGCCCGGCUGCCAAAACGGCGUCUACAAGCAACUUUCUCCGGACUACAAUGUCGAACACUUGUUCCAGCUCUUAAACGACAGUACGAUUUAUAUGUUCAUCAUAGAAGUUACUUUGGAGGAUAAUCUGUACUGCAUCAACGGCGUCAUCGAUUCCAAUAUUAGCGACGUCAAUUAUUGCUUCGUACCGGAAGACGAGAUAGGAGGUUCAAAGACGUACGGAUUGUACAUCUCGAUACCGUUUCUAUUCGCGACGUUUUUCGUUUAUUCGGUGUUACCAGAAUUGAAAAACUUGCAUGGCCGCACGCUUCGAGGGUACAUCGGUUGUCUACUGGUCGCUUACGUGAUGCUCGCGACGAUGCAGACUGUUCCACCUGAUGACAUUUCUGACCAGUCUUGCUAUGUGCUUGGUACCAAAUGCAUUUUAUGUAUUACAUUAUCGAUGUUAUCGUUGACUUAUCAUUAUCAGUCGAGGAUUUUUAUUGUAUUUUGUAGAAUCCCUUCCGAUCGAAGACCAUCAUUUUAUUGUUAAUUAAUAUUUAACACGAUUUUCAUCGUUUCU